Colletotrichum karsti is the source of this 1404-nucleotide messenger RNA. RefSeq lists its product as uncharacterized. The coding region runs from base 1 to 1404 and encodes 467 amino acids. Gene Ontology annotation, biological process: sulfate assimilation. Gene Ontology annotation, molecular function: ATP binding; adenylylsulfate kinase activity. Lineage: Eukaryota; Fungi; Ascomycota; Sordariomycetes; Glomerellales; Glomerellaceae. The transcript has 4 exons. The record is from RefSeq and is a predicted model, not a curated record.
AUGGUUAUGACGAGUGAAGCUCACGUCCCAUCCGCAGCUUCCGUCUUACCGCCGACACCACCUCCUUCUCGCCUUCGUAGGGCCUUCGCGUUUGGCGCAUACGGACUACUCUUCGCGACCCUCGGGUUUUUGACCGCCGCAAGCCCCCUUGUGCCCGGUGUUUGGGAUGCCACACGGAAGCGUUCUGACGAGGAAUCAUUGCGCUCAUACGUCCCCGAGGAUGCCGAGGCGAAAGUCAUCGACGACUUCAUCAACAAGCACCCUCUGGCCGCUGAGAUGAGGAAGAACCCAAACAUGGCUGAAUCCCGACCCCAUAUGAAAUUGCCCGAUGCCUUGCGACGUCACAAUCUUACAGGUGGCACCCUCUUGGGGCCGGGGCGCAUCACAGUCCCUCCAGUCUGCUGGACUGAGAACGGAGGCAAGUCUCUCGUGUCCAUAUCUCACCUCGGUACGGACGUGUGCGGACAUCCUGGCAUCGUACAUGGCGGACUUCUCGCGACUAUGCUUGACGAGGGGCUGGCGCGCUGCUGCUUUGGGGCGCUUCCGCACAAUGUUGGUGUCACUGCACAGCUCGAGAUAAAUUACAGGAAACCAGUUCAUGCUGGAACCUACGUGGUGCUGCGAGCGAAGACACUCAAGGUUGAAGGACGCAAGGCUUGGGUCGAAGGCCAGCUUGAGACGCUGCCGGCUGAAGGGGAGGAACCUGUCAUUCUGGCUCAGGCCGGAGCGCUGUUUGUCACGCCAAGAUUCGCCUCAGUUAUGGCCAAACUAAACGCAACCAACAUCACAUGGCAUCCGUCUCUUUCCCGCUCUGAGCGCAACCAGCUGCGAAAGCAGCGCGGUUUCACAAUUUGGCUUACCGGCCUCUCCGCCUCCGGCAAGUCGACUGUAGCUACGGCUCUGGAGCAACAUCUUCUGCACUUGGGCGUUGCGGCGUACCGCCUGGACGGUGACAACGUUCGCUUCGGUCUCAACAAAGACCUGGGUUUCUCCGAGAAGGACCGCAACGAAAACAUUCGUCGUAUCGCAGAGGUUGCCAAGCUCUUCGCCGAUUCCUCAACCGUCGCUAUUACCUCUUUCAUUUCUCCCUACCGAGCGGACCGCCAGGUCGCCCGCGAGCUGCACACCCAAGCGAGCCAGGGCAAUGACGAUGCCAUUCCUUUCAUUGAAAUCUUCGUCGAUGUCCCCAUUGAGGUUGCAGAGCAGCGUGACCCAAAGGGUCUCUACAAGAAGGCCAGAGCCGGUGAGAUCAAGGACUUCACUGGCAUCUCCGCCCCUUACGAAGAGCCUGAAAACCCGGAAAUUCGCAUCAGGACCGACAAGUCUAGCGUGGAGGAGUGCGUGGCCCAGAUUGCCGAGUGGCUGGUCAAGGAGGGUCUCAUUUCAACCACCAAGACUGCCUAA